This is a messenger RNA of Helobdella robusta, 1221 nucleotides long. RefSeq lists its product as hypothetical. The coding region runs from base 40 to 273 and encodes 77 amino acids. Gene Ontology annotation, biological process: mitochondrial electron transport, ubiquinol to cytochrome c. The transcript is spliced from 4 exons. The record is from RefSeq and is a predicted model, not a curated record. Lineage: Eukaryota; Metazoa; Annelida; Clitellata; Rhynchobdellida; Glossiphoniidae.
GCGCCAUUGAAUUUGUGUCCUUCAUAUCGCUGCUAGAAAAUGGCUGAAGAAAAAGAAUUAGUGGACCCUAUGAACCCACUAAAAGAGGAGUGCAGCCAGUCGAGCCACUGCCUGCACCUGAAGGAUGAAUUAGAUCGAUGCACUGAAAGGGUCACGAGUCGAACGAAGACAACGGAGACAUGCACGCAGGAACUGUUUGACUUCAUACACUGUGUUGAUCAUUGUGUAUGUAUUGGGUUGCAUGAGUGUUUGUGUGCGUCUGCGUGCGUGUAGGUGGGUGGGGGACUACAAUCUGAGUGAUUAACACUAGCCACAGAAAGUAGCGCCUCUAUCGCUGCCACUGCUGUUUUGGAAACGUAUUAAAUUUAAAUGAAAAAGUGGCGACAAAAUCGCUACCGUUACGUCUUUUGAACUAUGAUAUAAGAAGUGUUGUAGAAGUAUCCUCACUUAUUCCAUUCUGGAGACUUCAGUCUUCUACUUUAAUGUUGGCGCGUUAAAAAUUGAAUCGGUCGUCUAGAAUGUUCGUAAUUUUACGACAUAAAUAUCAUUACGUUAAGGAUUGUUAUAUUCUGACUGAAUUGAAAUUUUUAUGAUUUGUACCGAAGGAUGCAGUUUUCAGCAUUCAAAGUCUAUAUUUGCCCGAAUUGGCUGAUCACCUGUUAACCACGUGUUAAAGUUGAAUGAAACCACAUGUUAAAGUUAGAAUUACGGAUUUAUUACAAGAUGCAAAGAAAUCAAACCCCAUAAGUUGCAAAGUAACUAAAAAAAAGCAAUAAACAAAUGCAAAAACAAAACAACGUCAUUCAAUCUAAGUAUCUUUUAUUUGAAAAUUGUUAAUUAUUUCGCAAACUCUAAUUAGGAAAAUUUUUGGUCAAAAGUUGCUCUAGCGAUUUUAUUUUUGCUCCUAGAAUUUGCUCGGCUAUUAACACCGUGUAUUGUGGUGUUUUGUAUUUUAUUGUAUGCCUACAUUAUUUUUAUGGUUAUUUUCAGGUUUCACAAUCUCUCUUCAAGCAUUUGAAAUGAUGAGUAAUCCAUUGAAUGAAGGAGGAACGAGAUUGAACGACAAACAAACAUUAAACUUGUUGACUAGUGUUAAUCUAACGAUUAAUCAUCUUUUUCAGUUAAUUUCAAUUGAUUUUAAAAAAAACGAAAUAAAUUAAUUGUAUUUAUUUGUUGGUCUUAAACUAUACUAUAAUAAAAAAGAUACAUGUGUGUUAUUUG